AUGGAAGUGGACAACGUUUUAUGUGAUCUUGGAGCUAGCAUCAAUGUCAUGCCACUCUCUAUGAUGAAGAAGUUGGGGAUUAUUGAAGUGAAGCCCACAAGAAUAAUAGUGCAACUGGCUGACCACUCUUCAAAGCAAGCUUAUGGCAUCAUUGAGGAUAUACUGGUAAAGGUAGACAAAUUCAUUAUCCCUGUUGAUUUUUUCAUCUUUGAUAUAGAGGAAGAUGCCACAAUUCCAAUGAUCUUCGGAAGACCCUUCUUGACAACCUCAGGAGCACUGAUUGCUGUGCUUAAGGGUGAACUGAUCUUACGGGUAGACGGAGAGAAAGAAGUAUUCAAGUUCUUUGACAAAGAGGAUUUUACACCUGAAGUUCAAUCGCAAGAUCAGGUUUACUACCUUGGAGUAAAGAAAGAAAAGGAGGAAUCUUCUCGUGAAAGUAAGCCAAAAGUUAAGAUGGAGAAACCUGGUAGCAAAGGAAAGCAUGUAAAAGUCAAGUUCAAAAUUUCUGAGACUACUUUACCUCAUCCAUAUGCAGAAGAGCACUAUGGUAGGACAUAA
Gastrolobium bilobum is the source of this 558-nucleotide messenger RNA. RefSeq lists its product as uncharacterized. NCBI's taxonomy places the organism in Eukaryota, Viridiplantae, Streptophyta, Magnoliopsida, Fabales, Fabaceae. Bases 1 to 558 code for a protein of 185 amino acids. The transcript has a single exon. The record is from RefSeq and is a predicted model, not a curated record.